This is a messenger RNA of Haemonchus placei, 501 nucleotides long. The record is from the annotation of a GenBank genome assembly. Lineage: Eukaryota; Metazoa; Nematoda; Chromadorea; Rhabditida; Trichostrongylidae.
AUGGGGGCAGCAGCAUCAGGCGUUUCAACGCAAAUGCAAGCGGAACAUGACCCAAAUGCCAAUUUUCCUUGGUGGGUACGUUUUCUGGCUAAAGGAGUUGGAAUUGUUGGUGGUUUUGUCUCAAUCUUUUUUGGAGCCCUCGGUUUGCUCUCUCUGACUGCUACCUGUGUUAUAGCUGUAUUACUGCAAAUGGUAUUCGGAUUCCUAACGAUUGCAUUAGAAGCUCCCUUCUGUUGUAUGUUCGUAGAUUUCAUCGAGAAGAUUGCACAAUUCAGCGAAUCACGAAAGCACUGGCACAAAGCUGCUCUUUACGGAACUAUGGGUAUCAUCCCCAUUAUAAUGUGUUUCGAGCUCAACACUUUUCUUGGUUCGGGCAUGAUCUUCGCUUGUGGAACGAUUUACGGUUUCAUGGCAUUGGGCAAGAAAGCGGACCGAGGAACGAUGAUGGCCGCUGGAGAUCCGGCUUGGAGUCCACAAGUUAAUCAGCCGUCAGUAUCCUAG